AUGGCGAUUGAAGAAACCGAACAACCCAGAUCUCAAGACUGUACGGUUAAAGUAUGGGAAACUACUCAAGGGAAGUUGAUUCGUGAAUUGAAGGGUCACAGGCAUUGGGUGAAUUCUCUAGCAUUAAGCACAGAGUACGUUAUUCGGACCGGUGCUUUUGAUCAUACACGUAAACAAUAUUCAUCUCCAGAAGAAAUGAAGAUGGCGGCUUUUGAAAGAUACAACAAAAUGAAGGGUAAUGCUCCCGAAAGGUUAGUUUCCGGUAGUGAUGAUUUCACCAUGUUUCUCUGGGAACCUUCUGUCAGCAAGCACCCAAAAACCCGAAUGACAGGUCAUCAACAGCUGGUAAAUCAUGUUUACUUUUCGCUUGAUGGGCAAUGGAUUGCAAGUGCUUCGUUUGACAAAUCUGUCAAGUUAUGGAAUGGAAUUACCGGGAUGUUUGUUGCUGCCUUUCGUGGUCACGUGGGGCCUGUUUAUCAGAUAUGUUGGUCUGCUGACAGCAGGCUUCUCUUGAGUGGUAGCAAGGACUCUACCUUGAAGGUUUGGGAUGUGAGGACACAGAAAUUGAAGCAAGACCUUCCUGGUCAUGAAGAUGAGGUUUUUGCUGUGGAUUGGAGUCCAGAUGGUGAGAAAGUUGCAUCGGGUGGUCGGGAUAGAGUUUUGAAGCUAUGGAUGGGUUAA
This is a messenger RNA of Helianthus annuus (common sunflower), 681 nucleotides long. RefSeq names its product notchless protein homolog. NCBI's taxonomy places the organism in Eukaryota, Viridiplantae, Streptophyta, Magnoliopsida, Asterales, Asteraceae. The record is from RefSeq and is a predicted model, not a curated record. Gene Ontology annotation, molecular function: protein binding. Gene Ontology annotation, biological process: ribosomal large subunit assembly. Bases 1 to 681 code for a protein of 226 amino acids. Gene Ontology annotation, cellular component: nucleolus. The transcript is spliced from 8 exons.